Messenger RNA from Mus caroli (Ryukyu mouse), 5957 nucleotides. RefSeq names its product doublecortin like kinase 2 (gene Dclk2). Gene Ontology annotation, molecular function: protein kinase activity; ATP binding. Gene Ontology annotation, biological process: intracellular signal transduction; protein phosphorylation. NCBI's taxonomy places the organism in Eukaryota, Metazoa, Chordata, Mammalia, Rodentia, Muridae. The record is from RefSeq and is a predicted model, not a curated record.
CGCGGCGCCGCCCUCCUCCUCACCAUCUCCCUCUCGGUGUGGUUUGUGGUGUCCCUGAAGGGACAGCGGGUGGCCUCCGGGGUCCAGGCCCUGACAGGCGGCCGAGAGCGCGGAUGACGGUGGGCGUGCGUGGGUGGGAGGCGGCUGCACUCUUCCCGCAGGGGCCCAGCGCCUCUAGAGGAUCCCCGGCCAGGGACGCGCACCGGCCGUGGACUGGGCCUGGGCGCGCGCGACGCGGCGGCGGCGGCGGGAACCCGGGACCCCAGGCCGCGCCAGGCAGCCCCGAGGCGCCUCGCCCACGCUCGCGCCCCUCCCCGCUCCGCUUCCUUCCUCCGCUCAGCGCGCCCGAGAGCGCAGGCCGGAUGCGAACCCGGGCCAGCCUAGGGUCGUUCAACUUGGCGGCUCCCGGCCUGCUGCCCGCGCGCUACUUGUGAGGCGUGGCCCGGCGAAGGAGGCGCUUGGGGGGCGUGGGGCUCCUCAGCUGGCGGCGGCGACCGAGGGCGCGCGGGACAAUGAGCUGGGCUGCUGCGCGCUGCGGCCGCCUUUAGCUGGCUGAGCGGCUCCACCUGCGAGCAUGGCCCGAAUGCCCGAGCCAGGUGUCCCGCUGCUUUAAGACGGGACGGAGCGCCUAGAUCGCGGCGCGCUGCGGCCGGGGCGGUUGGGGCGGCUGGGACGUUCUUUUAUUAAUUAAUUUAUUUGUGGAGAGCUCUCCCGAGCAGCCGCGAUGGCCAGCACAAGGAGCAUUGAGCUGGAACAUUUUGAAGAACGGGACAAAAGGCCGCGGCCAGGGUCACGGAGAGGGGCUCCCAGCUCCUCCGGGGGCAGCAGCAUCUCUGGCCCCAAGGGCAACGGGCUCAUCCCCAGCCCGGCGCACAGUGCUCACUGCAGCUUCUACCGCACGCGGACCUUGCAGGCCCUCAGCUCGGAGAAGAAGGCCAAGAAGGCGCGGUUCUACCGGAAUGGGGACCGCUAUUUCAAAGGCCUGGUCUUUGCCAUCUCCAACGACCGUUUCCGUUCCUUCGAUGCGCUCCUCAUAGAGCUCACCCGCUCACUGUCUGACAAUGUGAACCUGCCCCAGGGCGUCCGCACCAUCUACACCAUAGACGGCAGCCGGAAGGUCACCAGCCUGGACGAGCUGCUGGAAGGUGAAAGUUACGUGUGUGCCUCCAACGAACCAUUUCGUAAAGUUGAUUACACCAAAAAUGUUAAUCCGAACUGGUCUGUGAACAUCAAGGGCGGUGCCACCCGCACCCUGGCCGUGGCCUCUGCGAAGAGCGAGGUGAAAGAAAGCAAAGACUUCAUUAAACCCAAGUUAGUGACUGUGAUUCGGAGCGGAGUGAAGCCUAGAAAGGCCGUGCGGAUCCUUCUGAAUAAAAAGACUGCCCAUUCCUUUGAGCAGGUCUUAACGGAUAUCACCGAAGCCAUUAAACUAGACUCAGGCGUGGUCAAGAGGCUGUGCACGCUGGAUGGAAAGCAGGUUACUUGUCUGCAAGACUUUUUUGGAGACGAUGAUGUUUUUAUUGCAUGUGGACCUGAAAAAUAUCGUUAUGCCCAAGAUGACUUUGUCCUGGAUCAUAGCGAAUGCCGUGUCCUGAAAUCAUCCUACUCUCGAGCCUCAGCCGCUAAGUAUUCUGGAUCCAGAAGCCCAGGGUUCUCCCGCCGCAGCAAGUCUCCAGCUUCAGUAAAGAGGGCUGGCCACUCCAGUGCCUAUUCUACAGCCAAAUCCCCAGUGAAUGGAACUCCCAGUAGCCAGCUUUCCACUCCGAAGUCCACCAAGUCCUCUAGCUCCUCUCCAACCAGCCCGGGAAGUUUCAGAGGAUUGAAGCAGAUUUCUGCUCAGGGCAGAUCUUCUUCCAAUGUAAACGGUGGGCCUGAACUUGACCGUUGCAUGAGCCCUGAAGGUGUGAACGGAAACCGGUGCUCCGAGUCUUUCCCCCUUCUGGAGAAAUACAGAAUCGGGAAGGUCAUCGGGGACGGCAACUUCGCGGUAGUUAAGGAGUGCGUGGACAGGUACACUGGAAAAGAGUUUGCAUUAAAGAUUAUAGACAAAGCCAAAUGCUGUGGAAAGGAACAUCUGAUUGAGAAUGAAGUGUCAAUCCUGCGCCGAGUGAAGCACCCCAACAUCAUCAUGUUGGUUGAAGAGAUGGAAACAGCAACUGACCUCUUUCUAGUGAUGGAACUGGUCAAAGGUGGAGAUCUCUUUGAUGCGAUUACCUCUUCAACCAAGUACACUGAGAGAGAUGGAAGCGCCAUGGUGUACAACCUAGCCAAUGCCCUCCGGUAUCUGCACAGCCUCAGCAUCGUCCACAGGGACAUCAAACCUGAGAAUCUGCUGGUGUGCGAAUACCCAGAUGGAACCAAGUCUUUGAAGCUGGGAGACUUUGGGCUGGCGACGGUGGUUGAAGGCCCGUUGUACACGGUCUGUGGCACGCCAACUUAUGUGGCUCCAGAGAUCAUUGCUGAAACGGGUUAUGGCCUGAAGGUGGAUGUUUGGGCAGCUGGUGUGAUUACAUACAUACUUCUCUGUGGAUUCCCACCAUUCCGGAGUGAGAACAAUCUCCAGGAAGACCUCUUUGACCAGAUCUUGGCUGGAAAGCUGGAAUUCCCAGCGCCCUACUGGGACAACAUUACAGACUCUGCCAAGGAGUUAAUCAGUCAAAUGCUUCAGGUAAACGUUGAAGCUCGCUGUACUGCGGGAGAAAUUCUGAGUCACCCCUGGGUGUCAGAUGAUGCAUCCCAGGAGAACAAUAUGCAAGCCGAGGUUACAGGUAAACUAAAACAGCACUUUAAUAAUGCGCUCCCCAAACAGAACAGCACCACCACCGGGGUCUCCGUUAUCAUGAACACGGCUCUAGAUAAAGAGGGGCAGAUUUUCUGCAGCAAGCACUGUCAAGACAGCAGCAGAGCAUCCAGGGAGCAGACCUCGCCAGUCCCUCCCUCAGCCCAGGAGGCCCCUCCCCCACUGGAGUCUCCCAGGCCCCCUGGUCCUCCAGCCACCUCUGGCUGUGAUCUGGCAGGGACCUGGCGCCGCCACCGAGACUGAACUCUGUGUACACAGGCCAAAGCCGCUCACCGUGCCAGGCAGGCCGCUCUUCAGCGGGCCUCAUCAACUCCUUGCUGAAAGAGCCUCUCUCUCCUGGCUGCUGCUUUGACAGUUUGUUGGCAUGUUCUGUCACUGCCUCAGAACAGAACUGGGCCAUCCUGGAGCCUGUGUGCAGCAUGGUCUCAUGCACUUUGGGCUCUGCCCUCUCUAGUUCCUGGCCAUGUCAAGCAAGCCAUGUCAGUUGUGGAGACAUAUUUGGAGUGACUCAUUUUAAAUCAUCUGUGUUUUUAGUUCAGUAGACACUUGGCCGCUUUCCCCAGAGAAUGUGCAGCUUUUAUCUGGAAUGACAUCGCUUUUACAGAACUGCAUUGGACGAAUUAGGAUUCUCCUUAUUGAAGGACACUCCAAGUGCUCCCUUCUCAGGACACAGCUAUGGUUCCUUUGUUCUGUGAGAGGCAACAUGGCCUCUUCCUCUUCAUAGGGUGCUUGAGGCACCUGGCUUCUGACUAGGAGUGUCAUUCUGACUUGAGAGGGUCAUUUGCCUCCUGACUUUGGGAAGUGCAUUCUGAUGCCCCAGGAAGCAGAUUCCGACUGUCCAUCCGUCUGUCCGUUGGGCUGGGGUGCUGGGCUCGCAGACCUAGCAGACUCACCCUCGGUUUCCCGACUCUCCCUGUGUGUGUUUUAGGAAAUGCUUAUGAAGCUGGCCCGUGGGCUUCCCAGUGGGACGUAGAGCAGCUCUUGGCAGAGCAGGGCCAGCUCUGCUGUGUCAUCUCCAGGGUCUCCCCUCCCCUCUGCUCUUUGCCGUGGCAGGUCUGCUGAGACCCCGCGGGGACGGGGGCAUGGUGCUCCCUGAUUGGCCCGUGACCAACCUUCUGGAAGGCUGCUGGCAGUUUUCCCUGUUUUCCACCACCCCACUCUUUUUAAUAAUUGUAUAUAACUGUACUUGUUCUACUUGCUUGUCUUCAAAACGGGGGGGCCCCACAGUUCACUCUCACUGUUAGAUUUUGCCUUUUCCAGGUAUCCCCAACCUGCAAUAAACUCUUCCCUCUUCAGAAAAGCCAUGGGGUGGGUGGAAUUUCUCUGUGGUUGUUAUGGACAGUGCAUGUGAUCAGAGCGCCCUCAGGGGCCAGUGUCUGGGGCCAUAGUGAAGAGCACACCAGUCCAUGCAUUGGCUGAAGUGUUUGUGAUUGCAGGGGCAGGACCAGAGCAUCCAAACAAGCAGGCUUUUCCCGAGUGUGAGCUUAGGAGCAGUAAUAGGAGAGAUCAUGGCUGAACAACUUUGUCCUGCCUGUCCUGGACGAGGUCCUGCUUUUCCGUGUCGUGACUUAGUUUCCCUGUAAGUCUGCUUGUGACAUUGCUCACCUGUGGCUCCAGUUACCCAGAGCUGUGUCUGUCAUCUCCUCAGAGUUUGGCAACUCUCCAGCUUGAAACCACUGAUCAGGCUCUGGACCUCUUGGUUUAUGUUGCCCAGGGAACAAGACAGCUGAUGGGCCAGCUGACCCAGGGUUCCACCCAGAGUCCCAUAGCUAUGGCAGAGACAGAAGGAAGAUGUGUUCAAGAACACUGUGGGAUGCCGGGUUAGAACAUUUGGCAUGUGUCUCUUCACUACUUGGCUAAAGAGCAAGGUUUUAAAAGGAAGAUUUAUUCUUAAUUAUGUGUAUGGGUAUCUGUGUGCAUGUCCAUGGAGUCCAGAAGAGGGCAGAAAAUGGAGCUGUGCACUCAGUCCUGGGUGCUGAGACCCAAACUAUCCUCUGGAAGAGCACUAAGUGCUUUUCUCUGAGCCAUCGCUCCAACGCCAAGGAGACUUCAGUCUCUCUGGGUGCUUCAUUUUCAUAAAGGGGAAGAGUUAGUGCAAAGGAAGGAGGAAAACAGAGCAGGAGGUGGGGCAGGGUGCCUGCUGCUGACCACGGCAACUCCUCCCUCUCUUCAGCCAUGGUGCUCUCAGUGUGAGCUAAAGAUGGUGUGUGACCAGGGCAGUGCCCGUCCAUGCCAGGGAAGAGCAGCCCUUCUUGUUCAGCAUGCAACUUUGUUUGUUCCCACGCAUGGGAGGCGGACAGAGGCGGUGAAGGCCCACACAGCUGCACUGCCUCACAGUUUUCCUGAUGGACAGGACCCCUCAGAACCUAGAGAAGAAAGCCAGGAAGCGGCACGGCCACAGAUGCAGGAGCUGCAGCUGUGCCCCACUGCCUGGCCUGGUGUUCAUCCAGGCAGUGAGGCCCAGGAAGGGCCGGUGAUCCUGUGAAAGGUUUGAGACUUACAGCUCCUCUGUCUGGUUUGCUGUGCAAACACUUAGACGCUGUGAUUCUGUUCUCACAAUCCAAUUUAAAUACAGGUAUUUCAUUUUGGCUGCUCAGAUCCAGUUGAAAGACUCAUUCAGACUCCUUCUCCUGAGGAGGGAUCAGUGUGGAGAGAGGUUAAACUUGGAAUGGUGGCAGAGAAAUGCAGGUGGCCACCUGAUGCCCUCCACAGCUGAAACGGGGUCUCCUGCUCCAUCCUCUCUGUCUCUGCCUCCCUUUGCAAAAGGUGGUGGGCACAGACAUGUGCUACACGUGUUCACCAAGUGCAUUUUCUAAACCGCUCAGAAUUUCAUCAUGGCUAAGAUGGUAAUAUGUGACUUAGGAGACAGGGCAGUACGGGACAGAGUAACCAUAGUGAGAGAAAAGUGCUGAGUAAUGUUUUGUAAAAAAAUGAUAGAGCAGUUUACCAUCCCAUGGAAAUAUACACUGCAUAUCACUUGUGUUACCAUCUUAGUACCACAUUAAAAAACGUAAAUGGAACGGGUAAAGUACACCCUGUGGCAUAUUUUAUUUAUCCUAACUUCGAAACAUUAUUUCAUCAUGUAACCAACGUCACAGAACUCUGGGUGAUAGUUUCCGUGUGUGUUGUUGGAAAUCUGGAGUGUGUUUCCAUUCAC